CUAAAGGAGCGGCCGCCCCGCACGGCGCAGGACGACCGAGAGGUGACGGCCUUCCUGUGGUCAUCACCUCCAGAAGCCAUUGAAAGCUUUAAAUCUCAAGAAAUAUGGUUGGCUCCACCUCAGUUCUAUGAAUUGUGCAGGCUGUGCAACUUCUCUUCGCUCCAUGAGUUACACAAGUUCAGCUCUGAUCGAGCUCUGGAGGGAUGUGAAUGUUGGAUGCCUGUGAUAUUAAAUGCUUCAGAUGGCUUCAUUCAGCUUUUGCCAGGAGAUGAGUUAUAUCCAGAAGACCCUGAUUAUACAGGAGAAAAGAAAAUACUCAUGUCAACAGAUAAGAAGGUUGAAGAUCUCAUGAAAGAGGGCCGUGUCUUUCACAGGAUAGUAAUAAAAAGCAGCAACAAUCUUGCUGUCUAUGUAAAUAUUCAAGCAAAAUAUAAACAUAUGAAUCCAUUGAUGAUAGACUGUUCAGUUUACAAUAACAGAUUAUAG
Messenger RNA from Leptosomus discolor (cuckoo roller), 486 nucleotides. It is a transcript of the gene NUDT19, whose product is annotated as nudix hydrolase 19. Gene Ontology annotation, molecular function: hydrolase activity, acting on acid anhydrides, in phosphorus-containing anhydrides. Lineage: Eukaryota; Metazoa; Chordata; Aves; Leptosomiformes; Leptosomidae. Gene Ontology annotation, cellular component: mitochondrion. The record is from RefSeq and is a predicted model, not a curated record.